GUGGCAUUUCUUCGUGUUACCCCGCGCGAACUCUAGCGGAGACCCGUAGUUGGCGAGCUCAGGCGGGGACCAUGCUGACUCGGCUGAAAGCACAAUCAGAGGGGAAGCUUGCCAAACAGCUAUGCAGAGUUGUGUUGGAUCAGUUUGACAAACAGUAUUCGAGAGAACUUGGGGAUUCCUGGAGUACAGUAAGGGAUAUUCUGAUAUCUCCAUCACUAUGGCAAUAUGCCAUCCUCUUCAACCGAUUCAAUUAUCCCUUUGAACUGGAAAAGGCCUUGCAUCUGAGGGGCUAUCACACAGUCCUUCAAGGGGCUUUACCACAUUAUCCUAAAUCAAUGAAGUGUUACCUCAGCCGAACCCCAGACCGAAUGCCUUCAGAAAGACAUCAGACUGGAAGCUUGAAAAAGUACUACCUCCUUAAUGCUGCUUCUCUUCUCCCAGUACUGGCUCUGGAACUGAGCGACGGGGAGGCAGUCCUGGACUUGUGUGCUGCUCCUGGAGGCAAAUCCAUAGCUCUGCUGCAAUGUGCUUAUCCAGGUUAUCUUCUCUGUAACGAGUAUGAUCGCCCGAGAGGAAGAUGGCUGAGACAGACGUUGGAAUCUUUCAUCCCACAGCCUUUGAUAAAUGUAAUUAAAGUGUCUGAAUUGGAUGGCAGAGAAAUGGGAGAUGCCCAGCCUGCAGCGUUUGACAAGGUGUUAGUUGACGCUCCAUGUUCAAAUGAUCGAAGCUGGCUGUUCUCGUCGGACUCUCAGAAAGCUGCCUAUAGGAUCCAUCAAAGGAAGAAUUUACCUGUCCUACAAGUAGAACUCGUAAGGUCUGCAAUGAAAGCCUUACGCCCCGGAGGGCUCCUCGUGUACUCUACAUGCACGCUUUCCAAGGCUGAAAAUCAAGAUGUGAUCAGCGAGAUCUUAACUUCUGACAGUAACAUCGUACCUGUGGAUAUUAGUGGGAUAGCAAGAACUUUCUCCCAAGACUUCACAUUUGCCCCCACUGACCAAAAAUGCAGCCUUUUGGUGAUUCCUGAAAAGGGCAAAGCUUGGGGCCCAAUGUAUAUAGCCAAACUGAAAAAAGAGAUGAGUACAAGAAAAAAGCAAGGCGAAUUUUAUAAGCCAUGCUGAUGUGUUAUUGAAUGCAUAUUUUCUGAGCUCACCACAUGUUAGUUGUUAGGUGUAGCUCUUUGCUACUCUGCCUUAGUUCCAGGAAUGGACCGAGCUACCACCUCCCACCCAGCUUCCUUUGAAUCCACGCACGCACACACACACACACACACACACACACACAAACACACACAUGGCUAUUCCUUUUCAACUUACCUUCUUGGCACAAUUGCUGCGUGCUGUUAUCUCCCGCCUGGAGAAGCAUGCCCUUAUCAGUAUUCUUAGUCCACAUCUCCCACCCACCCUAAACUUUAGUUGCUAAACUCCCCUGACCACCCGUCUAUAAGAGCAGCUUGUAUGGCCACUCCAUUUUGAGAUCUCACAUGGCUGGACAACUUUUCUCCAUCAGAAGACCAGCAAACUCUGUCUCUCCUUCCUUGUGUCUGUCUUUUUUCCUCCAGGGACCUAGAAGUUUCACUUAUUCCUUCCACCCAACAAUUGGCCCAUGGCUUCUUUACUGACAGAUCAAGAACCAAUUGAGGAACAGGAUAGCAUCAGAACCACCCCUACAGUUAGUAUUUAAAUACUUACAGAGCCACUUUCCCUAGGGCCAUUUGGAUCCUGUUUCGUUAGUAUUUCAGCCUCAAUGAGCAUAGGAUUAAGAAAUUUCCAGGUAUAAUUUUGCUCCUUGAAAUAUAUGUAUAGUGAUGAUUUAAAGUAGGACAGAUGGUGUUGGAUCUGUAUAAUAAUUUUUUGUCUUUUAAUUGGGAUUUUAUAGAUAAAUUAGAAUACUGAGUUCUGUGCAUAAAAUGUUUAGGACCGUAUUCUAUAACAUGAGUGUUUUAAAUCUUUCCAUUAAAAAUGUGUAUUUGUCAACACUUUUACUGUUGCCUCAUCAAUUCUGCAGAAUCUUUUAGUAGGAAUAAUUGGUAUUUGAAGGCUAACUUCUUAAGCAGCACAAUUUCUAGUUCUAGCAAAAUAGGUUUCUUGUUUGCAGAGUUGUUUUGUGUUAAGUUAAGGACUGUCUUCUGUUUACUGCAAAGGGCAGUGACUCUGUUGACACCAGCUUGAUUUCUCCCCAUUUGCUUUGAUUCACAAAUACAAACGGAAAGGGUAAAUUAUGUUCAAAGGCCUUCAGAACAGCAGAUUCACACACACGCACGCAUUUGACUUUCGACAUUCAGCUUGUAGAAUAAUGGAGUCUAUCCAGCCGGCUAUAAAGCAAGCACUUGAAACAAAACCAGAAUGAUUAAUAACGGCAAUAACUGAACUAUAUUUGGAGUGUUUUGUUACAUAAUUGCAGUCAUAAUGAGUACUACAGAAUCUGAUUAUCUUACAGUUGCAAUCUGCAGUGGCUUUUUAUUUCACUUGCUUAUAAAAUGUUAUCUGAGAGUGUGAUGUCACAUAUUAAUAUAGAAGAUGCCUAAUAAGAGUCAAUUCUUCAUUACCAAGACCCCAAGCCAUUCAGAGUGGUCUCUACUUACACAUAUCCCAAGAAUUUUGUGUGUACUUCUAUAUUUAUACUUAGGAUUUUUUAUAAUCAAUUUUCAAUCAAAAUUUUUUCUUUAGAAAUGCUUCAGUUGGAUCCAAACAUUUUUCCAACUAUUAAGAAAAAUCACAGUGGCAGACAUGGCGCUGCACACCUGUAAUCACAGCAUUUUGGGGUCAAGGUGGAAGAAUUACAAAUUCAAGUCAGCCUUGGCUGUCUAGCAAGACCCUCCUCAAGGAUGAUGUAGGGAGGAGAGAGGGAAGGGGGGGAAGGCUAGAGCAGGAGAGAAAAUCACAAAGCAUACUUGAAAUUGGAAAUUAGCUUUGUAUUUUCAUUAAGAUUUAUUUAUUUUUAUCUUAUUUUAUAUGUAUAAAUGUCUUGGCAACAUGUAUGUCUGUGUACCAUGUGCAUACCUGUUGCAUAGGGAAGUCAGAACUAGACAUCAGAUCCUCCAGAACUGAGAUAUAUAGAUGGUUUUGAACCACCAUAUAGGUGCUUGGAAUCAAACCCUGGUCUUCUGUAUAAGCAACAAGUGCUGUUAACUGCUGAGCUAUCUCUCAAGCCCAAAAGUAGCUUAAAAAAAAAUCACCUGUGGAAGCACAAAAUUCCAUGGAUUCAGAGUGGGAGUGUUUUGUUCUAGUCAUUAAGCUAGUCAGUACAUACUUUUUGUUUUGCACAUCUGUGUAACUGGAGUCAAAUGAAUGACAGUCUAGGAAAAAUCAUCUUCCUACCUUUGUUCAUGACAAUAUCUUAAAAUAUAUCUGGCCAGUGUGUUUAUAGUAAAUGUUUAUCUCUUGGGCCUAUCUAAUGUAUUCAGUUAAUACAGAAGAUUAAUGAUAGAAAAAGGGUUUUGUUUGUUUGUUUGUUUUGUUUUAGUUGGAAGUAGUAUUUGUAUUUCUGUUUGAAUUCCUGUCUUUGGAUUCUGUAGUUUUAAAAGUGUGUUUGUAUAAGUGAACCACAAUGUAAAGCUUCACAGUAUACACACAGUUGUGUGUGUUGAAUGUCAUUAUUUUUCCAGUAUCAUGUCAUGAUACUUCAAAUGAACACUAGGUUUGGUAUUGGACUUGAUUAUCUUGAGAUUGAUGAAAAUAUAUGUCUUAAUACAUAUAUUCAUCGACUUUAUUUUUAAGAUGAUUGUUACAAAACAGCAAACAUUUAUUGAGCAUUAAAUGCUUGAUUGAAGUCU
This is a messenger RNA of Mus caroli (Ryukyu mouse), 3772 nucleotides long. It is a transcript of the gene Nsun3, whose product is annotated as NOP2/Sun RNA methyltransferase 3. Gene Ontology annotation, cellular component: mitochondrial large ribosomal subunit. The record is from RefSeq and is a predicted model, not a curated record. Lineage: Eukaryota; Metazoa; Chordata; Mammalia; Rodentia; Muridae. Gene Ontology annotation, biological process: rRNA methylation. Gene Ontology annotation, molecular function: RNA methyltransferase activity.